UGAGAGAGCGGGUCCUUGUAAAAUACAACCAACUACCAAACCAACUACUGUCAGCUUCUUGGAAAAGGGAAUCAAACAAGAGACGCAACUUUCGAAUCUGCCUUCGACGUCAUUGCAUACGCUAUCAAGAUUCAGACUUGCCAUGUUUUAUUCAACUCUAAACUCUGUGCCUGCGAGAGAGAGAGAGACAGAGAGAUGGAAAAGCAGGGAAAGAGACGCCGCCGGGUGGUGCUAGUGCCAGCGCCGUUCCAAGGCCACAUAAACCCAAUGCUUCAGCUGGGCAGCAUCCUCCACUCCAAUGGCUUCUCCAUCACUGUCGUUCACGCCCAAUACAACUCCCCCAACCCUUCAAUCCACCCCGAUUUCAGCUUUCUUCCCUUACCAGAUACCUCUUCUGACCACAACAUCUUAGCUGGCGAUUUAAUAGCUUUUGUAUUACAGCUUAAUACAAAUUGCAAAGCUCGUUUACAGGAAUGCUUCGCUCAAGUGAUGAGGCAACAGGGCCCGGACGAUGGAAUCGCCUGCGUUGUCCACGAUGAGAUCAUGUACUUUUCGGAAGCAGCGGCAAAGGAUCUGAAGCUUCCAAGCAUCGUCUUGCGCACAGCUAGUGCUGCCACUUUUCUUGCUCGUAAUGCCCUUAUCAACCUAAAGGCAGAAGGCCACAUUCCCUUCCCAGAAUCAAGGUCGCUGGAUUCAGUUCCGGAGCUUAUUCCAAUCAGGUUCAAGGAUCUACCUCUCCCCAUUUUCGGAAAAUUAGAGGACACUUUGCAACUAGUGAGUAAAGUUGCCAACAUUAGAACAUCUUUGGCCAUCAUUUAUAAUACAAUUGACUGUCUUGAAAAUUCAUCAUUGGCAAAACUCCAACAGCAAUGUCAAGUUCCAUCCUUCCCAAUAGGCCCAAUGCAUAGCUUUGCUCCGGCCUCCUCUACUAGCUUAUUGGAGGAGGAUAAUAGCUGCUUGGCAUGGCUUGAUCAGCAAAGUUGUAACUCAGUCAUUUAUGUAAGUUUGGGAAGUAUAGCAUUCAUGGACGUCAAGCAGGUUGUUGAGAUGGCUUGGGGGCUAGUGAACAGCCAACAACCUUUUUUAUGGGUGGUUCGGCCAGGCUCAAUUCGCGGUGCAGAAUGGAUUGAAAUACUGUCCAAAAAUUUAAAAGAAAGUAUUAGCGAGAGAGGUUACAUUGUGAAAUGGGCACCCCAAAAAGAAGUAUUGGCGCACAGUGCAGUGGGAGGGUUUUUGAGCCAUUGUGGAUGGAAUUCAACACUUGAGAGUAUUUGCGAAGGAGUUCCAAUGAUAUGCAGACCGAGUUUCGAGGACCAGAGAGUGAAUGCAAGGUAUGUAAGCCACGUAUGGAAUGUAGGUCUAGAAUUGGAGAGCGAGUUGGAGAGAGGUGAGAUAGAGAGAGUCGUAAGAAGACUUAUGGUGGAUGAAGAAGGGAAAGAUAUGCGAAAGAGGGGGAAGAAUUUGAAGGAGAGAAUCGAACUUUGCAUUAAAGAAGGUGGUUCCUCUAAUAACUCCUUGAACAAGCUAAUAGAGAUGAUCGUGUCAAUUUAAUUUCACAUAUGCUUUGGUCAAAA
Alnus glutinosa is the source of this 1574-nucleotide messenger RNA. RefSeq names its product UDP-glycosyltransferase 76E2-like. The coding region runs from base 196 to 1551 and encodes 451 amino acids. The record is from RefSeq and is a predicted model, not a curated record. The transcript is spliced from 2 exons. Gene Ontology annotation, molecular function: UDP-glycosyltransferase activity. Lineage: Eukaryota; Viridiplantae; Streptophyta; Magnoliopsida; Fagales; Betulaceae.